UUCACCCUGUGACCGGAAGUGUUUUUAUUCUGCCGUUCUCCGGGUGUAGUUGUGAUGCGCCCGGAAUGUGCAGCUAACACUGUCCAGGGGCCUGAGGGGUUGGGAAUCGGAAUCCAGCUGUCAGGUGAUAAGAUGUUGCAUCGUGUAUCCAUGACCUGAAGCCUCUCGAUGGUAGUUGGCCAGCAGUAGAGGUGCAGGUUUACCAGGGCCCAGUAUGCCUGCGGGUGCAGUGAAAUCUAAGUCUUAUAUCUGAAGCUACAGUGUAGACGAUGCGAAGGUAUAUUCAGGUACCAAGAGCUGAACCUGAACAAGUCUACAGGUUUAACACUGGGUGGGAACCAAGACCCUUGCUGUCCUGUGGAGUAUGUGGCUGUUGCAGUGCUUUUCGCCCACGUUACAAACGCCUGGUGGAUAACAUCUUUCCUGAAGAACCAAAGGAUGGCCUUGUCAAAGCUGACAUGGAGAAGUUGACCUUCUAUGCGGUUUCAGCUCCAGACAAACUGGAUCGAAUAGGGAAGUAUCUCGCAGAACGGCUCAGUCGGGAUGUCGUCAGGCAUAGAUAUGGGUAUGUUUUCAUUGCGAUGGAGGCAUUGGACCAGCUUUUGAUGGCUUGUCAUUCCCAAAGCAUUAACCUCUUUGUUGAAAGCUUCCUUCAAAUGGUGGCCAAACUAUUGGAGUCCGGAGAACCUGAGCUUCAAAUUCUUGGCUCCAAUUCGUUUGUCAAGUUUGCAAACAUCGAGGAAGACACCGCUUCAUAUCACAGGCGUUAUGACUUCUUUGUGUCUCAGUUCAGUGCGAUGUGCCAUUCUUACAUUGAUGAUCUGGAAAGCAGAACUAAGAUCAGGAUUGCUGGUAUCAAGGGUAUUCAAGGAGUUGUCCGGAAGACUGUCAAUGAUGAGCUGCAGACUAUAAUUUGGGAGCCUCAGCAUAUGGAUAAGAUUGUUCCUUCACUUCUCUUCAAUAUGCAAACAACAGAAGACCCUGACAGUCGGAGCAACCCUCCCUCAAUAUCAAGAAGUGCAGAUAAAGAUGAGGACCCUGCUGCUCUAGCAGAGAGUUGUUUUAGAGAACUACUGGGACGUGCAGCCUAUGGUAACAUGAACAAUGCCAUCAGACCUGUUCUAAUUCAUUUAGACAACCAUCAGCUCUGGGACCCAAAUGCUUUUGCUGUUUCCUGUUUCAAAAUUACAAUGUAUUCUAUACAGGCUCAGCAUUCCCAUCACGUCAUUCAGCAGAUUCUUCGACAUCUGGACACUCACAACAAGGAUUCUCCAAGGGUCCGAGCAGGCAUUGUACAGGUCCUUUUAGAGACUGUAGUUAUCGCGGCAAAAGGUUCUAUUGGUCCAACUGUUUUGGAGGUGUUUAACACAUUAUUGAAACACUUGCGCCUGAGCGUUGAUUUUGAGUUAUCCAGUGAAUGUAGAUCUCCAGGUGGUUUUUCAACAAGCAAUGAUGAGAAAUUAGUUCAGGAUACAAUUAUCCAGACCAUUGGCUUUUUUGGGAGUAGUCUUCCAGAUUAUCAAAGAUCAGAAAUCAUUAUGUUUAUUAUGGGCAAGGUACCCAUUUUUGAUGCUGGAUCGCAUUCACUGGAUGCCAGCCACUGUGGAGAUCGGGGAACAAGAGCCAUUCAAGUCAUGCUUCUCAGAUCUCUACUUAUGGUGACUUCAGGAUAUAAGGCCAAAAGUGUAGCAGCUGCCCUUCCAUCUCCAUUUUUAGAUCCAAUAUUAUCUGUUUCACUAAUGGAAGAUAGUGAGCUAAGGCAACUUGUAUUGCAAAUUCUACAUAGUCUCAUUGAUCGUCAUGAGAACAAGGCAAAAAUCAGAGGAAUGAGAAUCAUCCCAGAUGUUUCAGCAUUGAAAAUAAAAAGAGACAAGAGCUCAAAGCAAGACAUUAGUUUCAUGAAAAAGCAAGGACAGCAGUUGUACAGACACAUUUAUAUGGGUUGUAAAGAAGAUGAUAAUGAACAGAAAAACUUUGAAUCUCUUUUUGUUGCUCUUCUGCUCAUCACCAUUGAACUGGCAACUGAUGAGGUCAUCAUAGACUUGAUUCGGCUUGCCCUUGGUAUACAGGACUUAGCUGUUAGUAAUGAAGAUAACUUACCCGUGUACAAUCGUUGUGCCAUACUGGCUCUGGUGGCUGCAUACUUGAACUUCCUGAGUCAGAUGAUUGCAGUACCAGCUUUCUGUCAACAUGUUAACAAGGUGAUUGAAGUGAGAAGCAAAGAAACAUCAUAUCUUUUGCCUGAAUACAUCUGCAGAGAAAAGUAUGGGUUGCCCAAAACCCUGGAUAUACAAGACAAAAGCUGUCUUUUCUUACAAAACAAGAUUGCAGAUGCACUGGCUGGCAGUGGCUACAGUGUGGAUAGACUGUCGGUGCCUUACGUACCCCAACCUACAGAUGAAGACAGAAUAUCCAGAAGAAAAAGUAUUGUAGACACUGUAUCAAUUCAAGUCGACCUUCUUGGUGACAGUGUACAACAGGAUAAGAUGAAGAUAGUUGAAGAAAUCACCUUUGAAACACUGAAGAAAGCCAUAGAUAGCCAAAAUCUUGAAGAACAAGAAAGAGAAAAGCGACGCCAAGUAAUUGAAAAGUUUCAGAAAGCACCAUUUGAGGAGAUUGCAGCUCAAUGUGAAUCCAAGUCAAACCUGCUCCAUGACAAACUUUCAGAGAUAUUUGAACUAACAAUAAGCAGGCCGCCACCAAGCCCUUCAGGAUCCAUGAGUGUUGCAGCUGGCCAUGUUCAGUACCAUUCCAUUCCAGUCUAUGAAAUGAAAUUUCCAGACCUCUGUGUUUAUUAGCCACUGUUCAGGACACCACAAGGCGACAGAUAAUUGAAAGAUCAAAACUCCUUUGGGGAGGGGUGACAUUAUGUUUUCCACUGAUUACAUUAUGUCUCAAAGAGCGUUCACGUGGAUCAAUUUCUCAAAGUUGAACCAUGUUAGGGCUAGUUGAGCUGAAGUUCACUGUGAUUAUAUGGUCUUUGAUGUGUACAAUGUGUAAGGAUAUCAGUAUCAUGUUGUGCAAGAAUUCACUUGAAAGUUUACUAUCUUUUUGAAGGGGUAAAUACUAUGAAGUUUAUACCUUGCAAGAGGUCCAACAGAUGAGUAGUGAUUGUUAAUAUUGCAACAAUGAAAGUGCAGUUAUGAACAAAACUAUGCAUGGUUUUUGUUUUUCAUUCAAGAAAUAAAACACACAGAAAAGAAUGGACCUUUAUCAACGCAAAUGAGCGAGCUUAAAGUUUUCUCUAUCACAUUCCUGUUGGCUAGAAUUAUUUUUCGUGAAGGUUGUAAUUUUUCUUUAGCAUUCCAAACUUGCCUCAUUUUAAAAAAAAAUCAUUUCUGAAUUGAAUCACUUGUCCGAACCGAAUGUGUUGAACAAUGAAUGAAAAAAUUGACAUUGUUAGUCAGAGCUGUCCUCCACAUGAAAGUUGAACAGAUUUAUAACUUUUUUUUUACUGCCUAAGAAAUUUACCUCAAUUGCUGAUUUUCAGAUGCUACACAACUGUUAAUAAGGUCUGUUUAUAAGGGUCUGUAAGUCCAUAUAAAUAUGAAUACAAUAACAUUUGAGGAAUUAUUUUGGAUUAUCAAGCAGCAAAAUGUAAGUGAUUUUAGUAUAACUAAUUUGGCCUAAAACAUCUGUCAGUAUGUUUCCACUUUCCAUAGGAAAGCCAAAUGGCAGUUCAACUGUGCUGACCAUGUUUGUUUCAUGCAUACAAACCUAUCCUGUUGCUUCACUCCAGUAAUUUGAAUAUAAAGAUUGAGCAACUGUUGUUGGUUUCCUUACAAGUAUAAUUUUGAAUUUGAUGUAAAAAUACCUCUUGCAUGCUGAUUUAGGCAAUGACAUUUUUUGGCACUUUUCUCCUUCCACCCUAUUAACUAGUAGAAGUUUCUCAAUUCCAUGCAACUUUCAUCUUCAGGAGGACUAACUGGGGUUCUACUUCAGUCCAACACAAGUCCACACAGCUGCUGAAAAAUACACAUGUGAGCUGCUGAGAUAGAUCACUGCGUUCCCUACCCAAGCCAUGGACGAGAUCUCUUGGCCUAACCAUAUGCUGUGCAUACUGUGCUGUUUUGUUUUGUUUAACUAUUCAGUAGUCUUGUCAUUGAGAAAUUCAGAUGAAAAUUGGACAUCCAUAAAGCACGAAAAAUGGUGACCAGAUUUCUAAUGGUUGCUCGGUGCUUUUGCACUGCGACAUUGAACCAGAGGACAUUUUUUUAAAAAAUAAAACAAUUCUACACAUUUUAGAUUUCUCUCUGCAAGAUGAAAUACCUCUGAAACCAUUGCGCAAGUAAGGAUUCCAUUGGACUUCUCAAAAUAACACCAGCUGAAAACAUAAUUGUUACCUCAAUUGCACAUGCAAGUGAUUGAAGUUGUGAAACAUUCAGCUGAUGAAACAAUUUGUGUAAGCUUCAGCAAUUCAUGGAUUGUAUGAUGUAGGAAGCAAAUCCAAUCACAUCUGAGAAUACAUAGGCAUCUUACAUUUGAUUUUAAGCAUUCCCCUUGGCUGCUUGUCUUUUUGAAACAAAGUUUCUAAGUUCACUGCUUGAAAUUGGCUAAAUCGAAAUUCUCUGCACCUGGAAAUUCUGCCCCCUCUGGUUAAGUUUGAACAAGAUUGUAAUUAAUCAGUCAGGUGUGGAAGUUAACUUGUGGAUGAAAAUCUAUAUAUCAUAAAUCUGCCUUUUUAUUAAAUUAGUGAAAGGAAUUUAAACGUAGUUAAAUACUAGCAAUAGCAGACAAACCGGUUGGCACAGCUUUAUGUGGAUCAUCUACAAAAUUUUCUCAUCAAUCAACAACACUUUGAAGCAAUUAUUGUUGAAUAGUACUGGUACAAUGAUAUUUAUUUUAAAAUAUUUUUGAUCUGGUCUUAUUUUUUGUCAUUAUCAUCAGAUUAGACAAUCAUUGCACUUUUGAUUUUGUUCAACUUUUGUUCUCUGUUAAAACUCAUUCAAACAGUUAAAAAUUUCAUCUGUAUUUUUAAAUAAUGUGAACGUCACUGUCCAAUUUUAAUCUAACUUUAAUGUUAGCCGUGCUGUAGUAUGAGAAAAUUGCAGUGGACAAAUCUGCGUUCGUGACACAUACUCUUUAAACCAAAUAUUAGCAAAUUCCAAAUGUUAUACUGGAAGCUACUGUCUCCUGUGGACUGGAAUGUUCAUGUGAUUAGCAGUUUGUUUGGAUUGGUGAAAGUCAUAUGAUUUAAGUCAUUGAAUGUUUUGACUUUGUUGAGCACUUUUUAAAAUGACUGCUGUCCUUAAGACCAGGUCAUUUUUUGUAACUGUAUAAUUUAUGGUGAUUGCUGUGUUACAUUAGCAAAAUAUUUCCCAUAAAUCCUUUGUUGUGAUCUGUUUAUUAUGCUUGAACAUGUCAAAGCUAGUCUGUUUCUAAGCAAAGCUUCAGCUAUAACCAGAUGUGUGCAAAUGAUGUUUGCUGGCAAUUGUGUAAAUCUUAGAAAUGCGGAGUAUUGUGUUUUCAGAACGAUGUUUCAUAUUGUUCCUUUCUUCGCCUGCAAUACAUUAGCUACUGUGUACGGUUCUGUCUCAUCCUUCAGAAUUUUUUUAAAUGUGAAAUGUAUGAUGCACAAAUGCAAGGGCAAAAUAAACAUCUUCACUGUUAAA
This is a messenger RNA of Stegostoma tigrinum, 5612 nucleotides long. It is a transcript of the gene efr3a, whose product is annotated as EFR3 homolog A (S. cerevisiae). The record is from RefSeq and is a predicted model, not a curated record. Gene Ontology annotation, cellular component: plasma membrane. NCBI's taxonomy places the organism in Eukaryota, Metazoa, Chordata, Chondrichthyes, Orectolobiformes, Stegostomatidae. Gene Ontology annotation, biological process: protein localization to plasma membrane. Bases 270 to 2798 code for a protein of 842 amino acids. The transcript has 25 exons.